Molecule: messenger RNA, 4737 nt
Organism: Meriones unguiculatus (Mongolian gerbil)
Lineage: Eukaryota; Metazoa; Chordata; Mammalia; Rodentia; Muridae
Exons: 2
Coding region: 1-990 (329 amino acids)
Source: RefSeq, a predicted model, not a curated record
AUGUGGUGUGCUCUGAGCGCUGCUGCUGGAAGGAGGCAAGCUCCGAAGUCUGGACAUGGCGAGUGCAGGGUCACUGCCCACAAGGAGGAGAGGGAGCUGGGCAGCAGGAGCUUGAAUGGGGAGUCUGGACAUGGUGAGUGCAGGGUCACUGCCCACAAGGAGGAGAGGGAGCUGGGCAGCAGGAGCUUGAAUGGGGUGUCUGGACAUGGUGAGUGCAGGGUCACUGCCCACAAGGAGGAGAGGGAGCUGGGCAGCAGGAGCUUGAAUGGGGAGUCUGGACAUGGUGAGUGCAGGGUCACUGCCCACAAGGAGGAGAGGGAGCGGGGCAGCAGGAGCUUGAAUGGGGUGUCUGGACAUGGUGAGUGCAGGGUCACUGCCCACAAGGAGGAGAGGGAGCUGGGCAGCAGGAGCUUGAAUGGGGAGUCUGGACAUGGUGAGUGCAGGGUCACUGCCCACAAGGAGGAGAGGGAGCUGGGCAGCAGGAGCUUGAAUGGGGAGUCUGGACAUGCUGCCGCCACCGCCGCCGCUGCCGCUGCCCCUGCCCCUGCCCCUCUCCUGGCCCGUGGCUGCCGCCACCUCUGGGGGCCUCGAGCCAAGUGGAGGACGCCGUGGAACAUGAGCCCCGUUGUCUCGCUGGUUGCCAAAGGCUCCGGCCGGCUCGGCCAUCGCACCCCCACACUCCGGGCACACCGCCGCCGCCGCUGUGCUCCUCCUGCUCAGGCCGGGCCACCUGCCUCUCCCACCUGCCACCCCAAGCCCCCCUCUCCUGCCCGCCAUGCCCUGGUCUACACCGAGGUGAACAGCCUGAGUCAUGCCCGACAACGAGACCCCGGCCAACAGCGCUCCCGAGACGUGGAGACACACAACACAAAAAUCAACUUUUCAAAACUUGGUAAGGAGUUUUGCGAAACUUUUAAAUUUCCCGCGGGAUGCCCAGCCAUCUCCAUCUUGGCUUUAGGAGGAAAUGGGCGGGCCAUGGCUUCAUUAUAGGCUUUCACGCGGCCGGCGCCAUCUUAGGUUCGGGCAAAGAGGCCCCGCCUCCUGAGCGCCGGGAAGCCAUCUCUUCACACGCUCCCUCCCCCUUUCCCAAGCUGCUUUUCCAUGCUUCCUUCUGACUAUUUCCAAGCUCUCUCUUCCUGAUUUCUAUACACUCUCUCUUGCAUUUUAAAAUGCUUUAAAUCCCUUAUCUAAUGCUUUAUAUAACCUUCUCAUUGGGUUUCCAUUUAUAAGUUUUAAUUGUAAUUAACUGUUUAUCUUACUCUUUUAGACCAGGCCAUAACAACCAACCUCAUUUCAAAUUGGUAUGGAUUUUUAUAAAAAUUCAAAGUUACAUUUUACUAUCUUAUGAUUAAACCCUGCUUAAAAUAAAUUUUAUAUAAUAAUAAAAUUUCAAAGUUAUAACUAUCUAUUCAAAUUAAGUUGGUUUAAUAUAUAAGACUAUUAUUGUCUCCUACUAUGUGUUGCUCAAAUAUAAUUUUAAAAUUGCUUUAUACUGUUCCACUCAGGGGUUCAUUGUUACGUACAAAUUGUUUAUCAAUAUUCUAAAUUAAGAGCUAUUGAUUUUACAGGUAUUUAUUUAUGUUAAAACUGGGUCAAUUUACAUCUCAUCUAUCAAAAGGUUAAAAUAUACUUGGUUAAUUUUAAAUUUGGUUUAUACAGUUCUGCUAAAUUAUUGGUCUUAAACUUAUAGUUCAAGGGUUCAUUAUUAUGUACAAGUUAUUUACCAAUAUUCUAAAUUAAGAUCUAUUAAUUUUUAAAAAUAUAUUUAUAUUAAAACUGAGUCAAUUUACUAUAUCUCUACUAUCAAAAGGUUAAUAUAAGCUUGGUCUUGUUCUCUUAAAAUGAUGUUAUUAAUCUGUAGUAAAGCCUUAGACUAUUAUAAGCUAUAAAAUUUUCUAUAUAUUAAAUCAUACAAAAACUCUUAUGCUCUCACUUUAAUAAAUUAUAUUCAUGGCUUUUAAGAUUCUAACUUAGCAAGGACAAUACCUAAAGUCCUAAUAUUUAAUGGUUCAGGGAUAGAGAGGAUAGAGCUGUAGUUUUGCUGCAAUCUUUGUGUGGGUCUAUCAGUUAUGUUCAGGUACUCUGAUUAGUGCUAAGUGCAAAGCCUUUGCUGUUCAAUUUUAAUGCAAGUGGUAGGAGCAGCAAGAUUUGCUAGCCUUUCUAUAAACUGUUUCUGAUUAAAAGGUUUACUUUGAUUUUAGUUCAGAAAGAGCAGUUUUAAAGUUAUGCUAACAACUGCAGUUAGUUAAGAUGUUGAGCUAUACCAGUAUCUUUGUUUAGUUUUUUUAAGGUUAAGCCUAGGACGGGUAACUAUAAAGUUGCCUUUGUAAAUCUACUUAAAAUAUGGUUCUAGAUAGCAUUCUGUUUUAUAGGACACAGUUUGGAGCAGAUAAUGAAGAUAAACAAAGAGUAACUCAGAUAUGCUGGCCCUCAGGCUUGUCAGAGAUCUGAUGAAUAUGGCAUUUUAACUGUGUAAGCUUAUUGUGACAGAAAGUCUCGAAAUCCUGGCAAUAGCUCCCCAAGGUCUCCGAGAAGAUUUGGGCACAACAACAGAUGACUGCAACUCUGGAUUGUGGUAUGCUAACCAUUGGGCAACACUGCUUCAACUGGCCCACUGCUAGGGCCCAGCCUAAACUGUGGACAAAACCGUGGACACCUGGAGAAUCAAUGUUUCACGUUGCUAAGGGCAAGGUGAGGCCAUACUCUCGUUUCUUUCUCCACAGAAACAGUCUCUCAUCUUCUGUGCCUAGCUGUACCACCUCUGCCCAUGAAGUUAUGAGACCACAGGAGCCAGGGACACUGCCUAGGUGAUGGACUAACUAGUCAUCUCUGUCAUUUUGAUUGGCACAUGAAUUGGUAUAUUUAUUUAGCUCAUAAUUUAUCCUUUUCAGGUCUCUGGUCACCUUGACGGCUAUGCUAAGCUAAUGGUAGAUUUGCAGCUAAAGAGCAGACAAUUAGAUCCACUGUUAACUCAUUGAUCAGUUUAAGAUAUAUAGCCAGAUAAAAAAUAUAGAGCUUAUGUAGGGUCUGAGGAUACAAGGAAUUUAGGCUGUAAAAAUGCAAGUUAAAAAGAUUACAAGGUUAAUAUUUCUUCCUGUUAUGCUACUUGUUGAAUUGACUGUCCAGACUUUUGACCUUUAUCAACAGAGCUCUAAUUUAUUAAUCUGACUCUGAUACAAAAACAUUCCACUAUACCACCAUUCCACUAUUAUGGUCCUAAGCUCAAGACUGUAAGCCUCCAUAAUGUAUAUGCUUAUACUAAAAGUUAAGAUCAAGUGAGUUUCCCUUUUACUUCAUAAAAGGCUUUUGCCUUUUCAGAGUUCACCUUAAAAAGUACUUAUGCUAUUAACACAAAUAUGUAUGCCUAUUGCCUUUUUCUCAAUCCACAGUACAAUUGUGAUACUAACAUGUCUAAAGUUUUAUCUCCAUCUUAAAACUUAAAAGUAAUUCUUGUAAGCUGGAGACAGUCGACCCAAAUCCACCUCUCAGGUCAAUUGGACUCCAGAUAAGUACUGCACUUACUGCCUAUCUCAAAAGGUGGGACUCCUCCCCUUUCCCUGGUUUUGGGACUUCCUUUCCUGGCUACCAGACUGCUGUUUACUGCAUGCAACCACUAGCUAGAUUGGUGAGUUCAACUCCAUUUUCUCAGCAUAAACCCCUCUCUUGGUAGGGGAAGCUUGACCACAGAGCUCUGGCAAUUUCCUACUAUCUUUUGAGAUGGAGGGACCACCCGCCCAGCCGUAGCCUUAACUGUCUAGGUUUGACCCUCUAUGCUGACCUCCAUUUUAGGGCCACACUCUCCCUUGGGUGGUACGCCCCCUCUCUAUGGUUCCUCCCCCCCCCCACUCGCUCGCCUGCUCAUGGGAAGGUCCCCUCUCGCACACGGUUCCUACUCCCCCCGCCUCUCUCUCUCGUGGGAAGACCUAACUAGGCAAACCGUCAUGCUUCAGCCAUGCCACUGGGCACCAUGCCCUGAUCCCUGGCCAAGAGAUAUUGGACAGGUAGCACCCCUCUUGCUCAGAGUCACACCUUCCCUUGGGACACCACUGGAAGUUCUUGACUUCUCUGCCCACGAUGGGAGAUGCCCAGACACCCUCGCUCCAGAUAGGAUCUCCUCUGGAGAAUUUCAGGUUUCUAUACCUAGUGCCAGCUGGCACUAGGGCCUCUAAGUUUACAUGCUUCUGUAACCAACCUCACCUCAAUGACAGAUCAAAAACAAAGCCUUCUUUAAAUAUUGCCAGUUAUUGUGUAAAUAAAGGUCCCCCCAGGUAGACAGAGGUUCCCAUGUACAAGCCUCAUCGAUCCAAACCUUUCAAUGUAUACCUACAGGAUUUUCUCUAUACUCAACUUUAUCUUUUGCCUAUAUAUGUGUUUCAGUGUCCUGCCAGACACAGAUGUUUCCUAUAGCCACACCAGCGCCAAAGCAGCUACAGGUGUUCAACUCUGACCUCAUGGACUUCCAACAAGCUGCAGGUGUUCAGCUCUGACCUCACAGACUUCCAAUAAGCUGGACCUGCACCUUCCCUCCCAGCCAUGGAUGUUCUUGCAGACCCUGGAAAGCAUCAAAGCAGCCAAUUCUUCCUGGAUUUGGUCGACACUUCAGCCUUUUGACCUCCCUACAGCGCCCCCAGUGUCAGCAGGAAGUAGCCAGAAGAGAAUCUACGCCCGUUAUUUUUGAACUCUCAGAGAUCAGCCUGCCUCUGUGUUAAAAAUCAUAAAGAGGAAGAAGAAGAAGCA